Molecule: messenger RNA, 7186 nt
Organism: Hemicordylus capensis (graceful crag lizard)
Lineage: Eukaryota; Metazoa; Chordata; Lepidosauria; Squamata; Cordylidae
Gene: MAGI1
Product: membrane associated guanylate kinase, WW and PDZ domain containing 1
Exons: 25
Coding region: 589-5085 (1498 amino acids)
Biological process (GO): signal transduction
Cellular component (GO): cytoplasm
Molecular function (GO): protein binding
Source: RefSeq, a predicted model, not a curated record
CAGUUCCUAUCGCCGCGCUCUCUGGCUUUGCUUGGUCUUGGUGGAACCGACUGGAGUGAAAUGUAACAAAACAAGCGGCGUCUUUGUAUUUGCUUAAAGGAGCCGCGCUCGCUUGAAGCCGAACUAAGUGGGGAAAGUGGCAGGACAGAAGAAAAGAAGAAAAAAGAGCUUGCAUGUCCCCAGGUGGGACGAAGGAUCCGGGAUCAGAAGCGGCACGGGGAAAGCUCCGGUGGAAAGAGGAGGGCUACUUUAAAAAAAAGAAGACGGGAGCGGGGUCCGCUAAAGGAAAGGCAGGGGAGCCUUUAAAAGCGGCAGGACAAGACAUCCAAGCGGCUAGCGUGGAGUGAGCAAAGCUGGGGUUGUUGCGGAUCCGCGAUGCGAACAAUGCUGUCGGGGAAGCUGCAGGCUGGAACCAGGCAAAGUUUGCUCUAGGAUGGCUUGAGUAGGGCGGCUGGGAAGUUGCAGGGAGGAGUGCCUGGGGCAGGCUUCUUCUAUGCCCCCAGCGGGCUGACUCUCUUGGAGGAGCAGCCACCUGUGUCUGUGUUUGUGCCCCCCCCCGCGCCCUAAAACAAGAAAAUUGCGAUCGCCAUGUCGAAAGUGAUCCAAAAGAAAAACCACUGGACCGUCAAGGUGCACCAGUGUACGGUGAGCCGCGGAGCGCAAGGCCAGCUGGGGGUCACCAUCCUGGGGGGAGCGGAAUACGGAGAGUUUCCUUAUGUUGGAGCAGUGGCCGGUAGCGAAGGGGAGACGGCGCUUCCCGGCGGCGGCGAAGGGAAGCUCGGCGAAGGGGAGCUGCUGCUGGAGGUGCAGGGCAUCCGGGUGUCGGGCUUGCCCCGUUACGACGUGCUGGGAGUUAUCCGGAGUUGCAAGGACCCGAUCCUUUUCAAAGCCGUCAGACAAGGAAGUCGUCUGAACAAAGAUCUGAGACAUUAUCUCAACCAGAGGUUUCAGAAAGGAUCGCCAGAUCACGAGCUGCAACAGACUAUUAGAGAUAACCUUUAUCGCCAUGCUGUGCCUUGCACAACCCGUCCUCCACGAGAAGGAGAAGUGCCUGGGGUCGACUAUAACUUUCUGACUGUCCAGGAGUUUCUUGAGCUUGAGAAAAGUGGAACUCUUCUUGAAGUAGGAACUUAUGAAGGUAACUAUUAUGGGACACCCAAGCCUCCCAGCCAGCCCCUCAGUGGGAAUGUGAAUAAUACUGAUGCUUUGCAAAACCUCCAAUCCGGCUCCAAGCAGUCGACCCCCAAACGAACCAAGUCUUACAAUGAUAUGCAAAAUGCUGGCAUAGUGCAUACGGAGAAUGAAGAGGAGGAUGACGUCCCUGAAAUGAACAGUAGCUUUACAGCAGACUCUGGUGAACAAGACGAGCACAAUACACACAGCCUAAGAGACCUUGCUCCGCCACCUGUGAAUAGCAGCAUCACCACCAUUCCCACCACGGAACCUUCUCAGAAGCUCCCUCAAUACCUACCUCCUUGUGCAGAGGAAAACUUGGGUCCUCUGCCUGAAAACUGGGAGAUGGCCUAUACAGAGAAUGGAGAAGUCUACUUUAUAGACCAUAACACUAAAACAACAUCUUGGCUAGACCCACGGUGCCUGAACAAACAGCAAAAGCCUCUAGAAGAAUGUGAAGAUGAUGAAGGGGUACACACGGAAGAACUGGACAGUGAACUAGAAUUACCUGCUGGUUGGGAAAAGAUUGAAGAUCCUGUAUAUGGUGUCUACUAUGUAGAGACUGCAGUCCAGAUGGACAUGGGGUGCAUUGGUGCAAGCCACAUCAAUAGGAAGACACAAUAUGAGAAUCCAGUUCUGGAAGCUAAACGAAAGAAGCAGCUUGAGCAGCAGCAACAGCAGCAACCACCACAACCACCAGAAGAAUGGACAGAAGAGCACCCACCACUUGCCCCUCCCGCUGUUCCAAACCAUGCUCCUAACAACCAGGAGACAGUUCGAGAUGCUCCAGUACAAGCAGGAAAACCAUUUUUCACACGGAACCCUUCUGAGCUGAAAGGAAAGUUCAUUCACACCAAGUUGAGGAAAAGCAGCAGGGGUUUUGGUUUCACCGUUGUUGGAGGGGAUGAGCCGGAUGAGUUUCUUCAGAUAAAGAGUUUGGUGCUUGAUGGCCCUGCGGCUCUAGAUGGCAAGAUGGAAACAGGGGACGUUAUUGUCAGUGUGAAUGACACAUGUGUGCUGGGCCAUACGCACGCUCAAGUUGUCAAAAUCUUCCAGUCAAUUCCCAUUGGUGCCAGCGUGGACCUAGAACUGUGCCGAGGCUAUCCUCUGCCUUUUGACCCAGAUGAUCCCAACACAAGCCUGGUGACGUCUGUGGCCAUUUUGGAUAAAGAACCGAUCAUUGUGAACGGUCAGGAAAACUACGACUCUCCAGCAAGCCACGGUAGUAAAACGGGGAAAGUAAAUGGGAUGAAGGAGCCGAGGCCUAGCAGUCCUGCUGAGGUUUCGUCAAAUGGAUCCCACAGCUACCCUAACGACACUGUCUCUUUGGCUUCUUCUAUAGCAACGCAACCUGAACUCAUAACUGUACAUAUAAUUAAAGGUCCCAUGGGCUUUGGCUUUACUAUAGCAGACAGUCCUGGGGGCGGAGGACAGAGAGUGAAGCAGAUUGUUGACAGCCCAAGGUGCCGAGGCCUGAAAGAAGGGGAUCUUAUAGUUGAAGUCAAUAAGAAGAAUGUGCAGAAUCUUACUCACAACCAAGUUGUGGAUAUGCUGAUUGAAUGCCCUAAAGGAAGUGAGGUGACAUUGCUUGUUCAGCGAGGAGGACUGCCAGCCCCAAAGAAGAGUCCGAAGUCGCAACCACUUGAAAGGAAAGACAGCCAAAACAGCUCUCAGCACAGUGUCUCCAGCCACCAUAGCACUCAUACUGCUUCCCCUGUCCACGGCACUCAAGUGCUUCCUGACUACCCGUCCACCGAAGCACCAGCUGUGGACCUACCAGACAACGCUGGGCAGAAGAAGCCAGAUCCAUUCAAAAUCUGGGCCCAGUCCAGGAGCAUGUAUGAAAGCCGACCUAUGUCACCUUCGCCUGCGACUGGACUGAGCAAGGGUGAAAGAGAGAGAGAAAUCAAUUCCACGAAUUUUGGAGAAUUUCCAGAUUAUCAAGAGCAAGAUAUCUUUCUAUGGAGAAAAGAAACUGGGUUUGGAUUUAGGAUUCUUGGUGGAAAUGAGCCUGGAGAACCUAUUUACAUUGGCCACAUUGUGCCACUGGGUGCUGCAGAUGCCGACGGUCGCCUUCGAUCUGGGGAUGAAUUAAUCUGCGUGGAUGGAACGCCAGUUGUUGGCAAAUCUCACCAGCUUGUAGUCCAGCUUAUGCAACAGGCUGCCAAGCAAGGCCAUGUCAAUCUAACUGUCAGGCGCAAAGUGGUGUACACAGUUCCAAAAGCAGAGAACGAGGUUCCAUCUCCAGCAUCAUCUCAUCACAGCAGCAACCAGCCUGCUUCUCUGACAGAGGAGAAACGCACUCCACAGGGAAGCCAGAACUCACUCAACACUGUCAGUUCAGGCAGUGGCAGCACCAGUGGAAUUGGUAGUGGAGGAGGUGGCGGGAGUGGAGUAGUCAGCACUGUGGUGCAGCCCUACGAUGUGGAAAUAUGCCGGGGAGAGAAUGAAGGCUUUGGCUUUGUCAUUGUGUCUUCAGUUAGUCGACCAGAGGCUGGAACAACGUUUGCAGGCAAUGCAUGUGUGGCCAUGCCUCACAAAAUAGGUCGGAUUAUUGAGGGGAGCCCAGCAGACCGCUGUGGGAAGCUGAAAGUGGGGGACCGGAUAUUGGCCGUUAACGGAUGCUCCAUCACCAACAAAUCACAUUCGGACAUCGUCAACCUAAUUAAAGAAGCAGGAAAUACGGUUACUCUGCGCAUUAUUCCAGGGGAUGAGUCCUCCAAUGCUACUUUAUUGACCAAUGCAGAAAAAAUUGCUACAAUUACAACCACGCACACUCCUCAACAAAUGCCACAAGAGACCAGAAACAACACAAAACCAAAGCCGGAGUCCCAGUUUGAUUUCAAACCAACCCCCGUCUCACAGCCGGACCAAGAUUUUUACACAGUUGAACUUGAAAGAGGAGCCAAAGGGUUUGGCUUUAGUCUGCGAGGUGGCCGAGAAUAUAACAUGGAUCUUUAUGUGUUGCGGUUAGCAGAGGAUGGUCCUGCUGAGAGAUGUGGGAAAAUGAGGAUUGGUGAUGAAAUCCUAGAGAUCAAUGGAGAAACUACAAAGAACAUGAAGCAUGCUCGGGCCAUAGAACUAAUUAAAAAUGGUGGCCGCAAAGUUCGCCUGUUUCUCAAACGUGGAGAUGGCUCUGUACCAGAAUAUGACCCCAGCAGUGACAGGAACAGUCCAGCCACAGGUUCACAAAAUGUAUCGGAAGUGAAAAACAUGCCACCUGACAGACGACAACACUCAUCAUUGGAGCCCAGUUAUCCACCAGAUCUUCACAAAUCAUCACUACAUGGAGACAAGCGGAUAUAUGUUAAGGACCCAAAAGGCAGCAGAGAGUUUGGCAGACAAUCCAAUGAGCACCACACAUGGAAUGGAACUUCUAAAAACAGCAAUAGCAUAACAGGCAGAAAAAAAGACAGGUCACCUGAAGGGAGGCGAGACCGGCAACCAGAGAGAAUGGUGGUGAUCAAUGGACAGAAACGGAAAUCUCCUGAGAAGAGGAGAGAAGGAACUAGGAGUGCUGACAAUACUUUGGAGAGAAGGGAAAGACAUGAGAAGAGGAGAGACUUUUCUCCAGAGAAACGAAGAGAGAGGUCACCAGCCCGCAGAAGGGAUGGCUCGCCUAGCAGGAGGAGGAGGUCACUGGAAAGGCUAAUGGAUCAAAGGAGGUCACCAGAGAGGAAGAGAGAGAGCUCACCCCCUGAAAGGAGGGCAAAAUCAACUGACAGGCGAAGGGAGAGGACCCCAGAACGGAGGGGAGAGAGGUCUCCUGACAAAAGGAAUAGAGAUGACCGAGUUAGUUUCAGGGAGAAGGAAGAGCGCACUCUGAAAUAUGACACCAUUAAAAACAACAGGCACCCCACUGAGCAAAGACGGCGGCCCUACAAAGAGUGCAGUACUGACCUCAGUAUCUAAUGGCUUUUGCAGGCCCCGGAUCCUAUUGCAGCCUUUGCAGCAGUCAAGAGUUCCCAAGAAGGAAGGUAGCAAACCUGACAUCUGUUUUAGUUCCUCACAUCAAAUGCCUCCAGGAGCAACAAUACAGUUAGAAUCAAAUCUUGAGAAUAUGUUCAAAGUGUUGUGCCUGCUGUAUAUCAACAUUAAAGUAUUUUCCAAUGUAUUUUUUUAAUUACUUGCCAAAUGUUCAUCUUAAAUGAUUAUAAAAAUUGUGUUCUUCCAUAACGGUAACCAUAAUGAGCAUAAAUACUUUGUGGUAACAUUUUCCUGCUUUGUUCCUGUCUUAGUUAUUUGUAGGGCAAGCCAGCAAUGGUAAAGGGUUUUUUGACCAACCGCACUGAUUUGCUCUCAUUGUGAUUCACUGCUAGGAUGUAUGUAGAAUUUUCUGAAUGUUAGGAAUAUGGAGGAUGAGGGGGCUUAUCAGUAAGCUGAAAACUACCAUGGAAGGGUUUGUUUUCCCCUUUACACUUAACAUAUUGCUAAAAUUAAGAAAACUAAUUGCAGAGACUACUGUUGGGAUGAAGGAUAUUUAUGCAGAUCUACACACCACGAGAUGCUAAGGAAUGUAUAGGUUGUUCCAUGAACAGUGUGUACUUUUGGGUCUCCUUUAAAAGGAAAGGAAGUGGCCAAGGACUGGUAGCGUCAAUGCAAGGGACAGACCACCAAGUUUAUUGAUCCCUAACAAUAUUUCCUAAAGGCAGCACCACUGUGGUUCUUGUUCAGUUAGAACUGUGUGGAUAAAAUUGGAGCCCCCAAAGGUAUCUUGUCUGCUUUGAAAAGAGGUUUAUAUUGAUGUUGAUUCCACAGUUCAGCUGUAUUUGGAGAUGCAGAUUUUCUUUAUAUGAACUCCUUUCACCAAGUAGGUUUGGAUGCCUCCAGGUCAGGCUAAAUCUUUUGUUGUUGUUGUUUGUGUGUUGUUUUGUUUUGCCAAAAUGGAGCUGCCUCUCUUCUGUUUUUUCUUUUCUUUUACUGACUCACCCUUACCUGAGACAAAAAAAAGUGCAUUCGUAGAGAAAAUGGGAUAUGAAGGACUGACUAAAGAAGCAGUGGCAGGGAAACUUGGGUUUGGGUUGUCAACACUUUGGUUGUACUGUACAGCUUAUGUUGUACUUUGGUGGACUGUAAAGAAUGGAAAAUACCAAUACAAGGUUCUACAUUGUAUUUGGUUUCCCAAACGGCAAGUUUGUGUAGUAAGUCUGCUGUAGUGCUGAUAUGAGAUUUUAAUGGAUUACUGCCUAGCUGAGCCAAAACAUUUGCCGUUACUGUUGGACCACUAAACAUUUAAAACUGCUGCUUGCUUUUUUUUUUUUACAGUGCAUUGAUGUGUACAUGUAUACAGUUUCACCAUGUUUUCCAGACACACACACACAAUAAGGAUUACAAGUCUAUCACUGUUGUUGCCAUGGUACUGUAAAGAAAAAGGAAAAAAAAAACAGAUGGCCAAUUGUGUGUACAGAGUUUAAAUUGUAAUUAAUAGAGCCUGUUGAAAAUGAAAAACUGUUGCCUUUUUUCUUGUAUAAAAGAGAAUUUAUGACAAAAUUUAGCUGUGAGGAAUGUGCUAAGUGUUUAUAUUUCUGGAAAAAUGAACAAAUUGAUUCAUGGGGAUAUAUUUUAAUGUAAACUGAAUCAGGUAUGUAAAGCUGUUUUAAACAGGAGACUAUAUAAGUAACUCUGAAGCUUUUGUUGGUUUGAAUAUCAUAUCUUUCCUCAUGGUGGGGGCCUGCCUGUAUGACUCUUAGGCACUUGUGUGCAGUCUGUGUUCUUUGGUCAUCAUUUCUUGCAGUGUGCUAUAGUCAUAAUGCUCUUUUCUGUGUUGACGAAAAGCAGUAUGUGGGCCAAUCUUUUUUAUAAAACACUAUGCAUAUAUAAAUACUACAUUGUUCAUAGCUUUAUUUGACUUUUCGGGUUUAUACAUAACAUUAGUAUAAGUAGAUGUGGACUUUAUCAAGUAUAAGAUUCUUUCCUUGAGACAAAACACAAUGUAUAUGAUGUAGCUACUAAGAAGGAAAGAGUCUGUGAAUGCUAUUUUUAUUAUCAAAUAAAGAUUUCCAUACAAAGCAUA